Iphiclides podalirius (scarce swallowtail) is the source of this 549-nucleotide messenger RNA. Lineage: Eukaryota; Metazoa; Arthropoda; Insecta; Lepidoptera; Papilionidae. The record is from the annotation of a GenBank genome assembly.
AUGCUCAUUGAUCUCAUGAUUUGCAAGGCGAUACUGGUCACAGCGUUUAUCUGGGUUCAGUUCGUUGGUCCAUCACAUUCAAAUCCUAGUCCAUUAGCCACUUUUCAACAUGCCAACAUAUCCCAUGGAAGAAAAGGUUUAAAUCCUGGCGACCUAGGCUCAAAUUUUUCCCCGCGCAUGGACUUCGAGCAAUGGAAACCUCUGACCGGUCGGGGUGAUCCACUACGGAACGACCCCACUUACGAUUAUGAGCCACCUGUUUUGGAAAGGGUUCACUAUUGGGCUGACGAUACCCGAGUGGAGCGCGAGCGCAUUCCCGAAAAGAAAUCAGAAGUCUUGGUACUAGGAUCUAUUGAAAUCCAAGAAACUGAUUUAGGCAUCAAAUAUGAUGUAAGUGACGGAAGUAAAGUGCCAUUAGAAUUAUACAAAAAAGGAUUUGUGGAUAAUGAUGAAAACAAUUACAAACCACAAAAUGCAAGCAAGAAGAAGAAAAGAAACAAAAGAGAAAUUUAUCUCGAUGAUCUAUGGGCAACAGAAGAUGGCAAAUUU